GAGGCGGUCAACGAUGCGCUGGCGGCUGCCACCACGGUGCUGGGCGAGGAUGGUGAUCACUACCAUCAAAUGUGCGACGCCACCGGGACACCGUUGUUGCAGGCGCAGGCCCACUUCGCGGAGCUGGGUCAUACGCUACAGUGGAGUGGUCAAGCUACUGUCUGUACAAGGUGCGCGCGGACAGCCAGCGACGUCACCAAGAAGGUGCUCAAGCUGCGUGACAAGUGUCCUGGGGCUGCCCAAUGCCGCGAGACAAGGCGCAGCCAGGUUAAGCGUAUCCUGAGAUUCGCCAAGAGCGUGUCGAUGGAGUUCCAUGGCAGGUUGCACGAAGUUCUGUCGGCGCCACAGGGCAGUUGGUACAUGGGCAUGUUUGGCCUACACGGGCACCUCCUGCGCUCUCUCGUGGGCCUGGAGCGCCAGCAGUUCAUGAGGGAAAGCGAGUACAACCACUUCGUGCUCGGGUACUGA
Prorocentrum cordatum is the source of this 468-nucleotide messenger RNA. NCBI's taxonomy places the organism in Eukaryota, Dinophyceae, Prorocentrales, Prorocentraceae. The record is from the annotation of a GenBank genome assembly.